Messenger RNA from Copidosoma floridanum, 1073 nucleotides. Its product is annotated as lopap-like. Gene Ontology annotation, cellular component: cytoplasm. Lineage: Eukaryota; Metazoa; Arthropoda; Insecta; Hymenoptera; Encyrtidae. Gene Ontology annotation, biological process: lipid metabolic process; response to reactive oxygen species. The record is from RefSeq and is a predicted model, not a curated record.
ACAGUCGACAUUUUACGGUUGGGUCCGAAAUACUACGGAUUCUUUCCUUCGAAUAGUUUUAUUUUUUGUUCUCACAAUUAUUGUCAUUGCUUCUACAACUUUUUAGUUUCCGUAUACUUCGGAUUGGCUCUGGCCACCUGAAAUCAGAAAAAAUGAAAUCGUUAACGCCAAGUCUCAUUGUACUUUUGGGGUGCAUGGCCUUUUCCGAUGCCUCUGUAGUUCAUUGGGGUGACUGUCCAAAAGUGAAGCAAAUAGGUGACUUUCAGAUGAGUCAGUUUCUCGGAAAGUGGUAUUCUGUCCAGAUGAUGUGGCCAAAGAUUCCUGUGAGGAAAAAUUGUGUCACUUACAAUUACAGUGUAACUCACACACCAUCCAAAUACAACAUCAUAGAAAGCGGCCACAUACCGGUUAUAGGGUAUCGUUUCGUGGGUACUUUGAACACUGAUUCCAGAGGUUCUAGAAAUUCUAGCCACAUGACGGAGCGCUUCCCUAUUUACGGUCACGCAUCUCACAAGGUCAUUGAUACGGAUUACGUUAACUACGCGGGCAUUUUCACCUGCCGAGAAUACAAACCAUUUAUGUUCUUCACCGUCCAUCGCUGGUCGGCGACUGUACUGUCGCGCAAGCCCACCCUCGGCGAGAAAUACGUCAACAAAGUCCAUAAAAAAUUCUCCAGCUUUGGUAUUGAUAUUUCCGAAAUAAGUAACAUCUCUCACGACGACUGUAAGAAAAAUGUGUAUUACUUCCCCAUCGACUAUGAAACCGUCAACAAUUUCAUGGAGUGGAUCAAUCACAUUUUCGGUCUGAAGACCUCUGGCAAAGGUAGAAAUCAAUUUCGCAGAGGAAGAGCUACUGACUUCCAUGACAAAAAUGAAAAUAUAUCCAACAAUGAAGUGGAGAGCGAAUCUGACAAUAAAAAUAAAAUUUCAUCUCAUAACGAGGAAGAUGACAAUAAAGUAGAUAAAGAAUCUGAAGAUGAACGUAAAAUUUCAUCCCACAAUGAAAAAGAUGCAAACGUUUUGGGGCCUUUUAAGAAAAGUCUUUUCAGAGAAAUUGCCCAAUACAAGGAUUGA